CUAUCUGGAGGUUUACAUAGAUGCUAGGAAAGUCAGUUUUUGUUACUUUGCUUCUCAAAUAUCUUACCCCGCGUGCCUGUAUCGACGUUGAAUUCCAGACACUUAAGAUUUCUGUUCACCGGUGAUUAGUGACAGAAGGAAAGGAAUUAAGAUCAAUCAAAAAUGAAUUGUUUUCAUUUAGAUGACUUCCUUGCAGGGUGGAUUGGAGGAGCUUCCAGUGUUAUUGUGGGUCAUCCGCUGGACACAGUCAAGACUCGUUUACAAGCUGGGAAAGGAUACAAGAACACCCUUCACUGUGUCCUCCAAAUCUACAGAAAGGAAACGGUGGCUGGCUUCUUCAAGGGUCUCUCCUUCCCGCUGGCCAGCAUCACCGUGUAUAACUCAGUGGUGUUUGGGUUCUUCAACAACACACAGAGGGUUAUUAGCAAGUUCCGCCAUGGUGACGAGAGGCAGCCGUGUGGCAUGCUGGACCUGACCCUGGCCAGCAUGUUGACAGGGCUGAUGUCAGUGGGACUCGGAGCGCCGGUCGACCUGGUUAAGAUCCGACUGCAGAUGCAGACUCUUCCCUGUUUAGCAGAGAACCUGAACCUCGCCGGGACGACCGGAAACGUGAACGGUAACAUCGCCGUGCGCUCCAUGACUCUCCAGGGCCAGCCGACCUACAGAGGGCCCAUCCACUGCAUCAGCUCCAUACUGCGGACUGAGGGGAUCCGGGGGCUUUACAGAGGAGCCGGGGCCAUGGUCCUGAGAGACGUCCCUGGGUACACACUGUACUUCAUCCCCUACGCGUUGUUUCGUCGCUGGCUAUCCUCUGAAGGGAGGUCAUCACCUCAUCCCUGUUCUAUAUGGGUGUCUGGAGGACUGGCAGGUUCUAUCUCGUGGGUCACGGCUACUCCAGCUGACGUGGUGAAGAGCAGACUACAGGCUGACGCUCUCCACGCUAGGAAAUACAGAGGGAUUGUCCACUGCAUCGUCCAGAGCUACAAGACCGAGGGGAUACAUGUCUUCUUCCGCGGAGCCUCAGUGAACGCUAUCCGAGGCUUCCCAAUGAGUGCCACCAUGUUUCUGGGCUAUGAACUCUCUCUGCAGUUCUUCAGGGGUCUCUAGUGUCUACACCAGGAAUAUGAUACAGUGCAGUAUGUCCACUGAAUGACACGUUAUCUUGACCACUAUCCUCUUGUCCUUGAACCUCCCCCAAAGGCUUUCACCUGGAAGAUCAUUUAAAUCCUUGCGAAAAGAAAGUGGGGAGCAACUUGACUUGACAUUUUCUAGUUGAGAAUUAUCUCCACUAUUGCCAUAAUACAAUGUAUUUGUAAAAUGUAAAUACAAAUUUCUUAUGUUAAGAAAAUAUCUUAUUAAAAGUGCCAUACAUGAAUUCACAAAUGCAUACAUUUUAAAUAUGUUGUGCUAUAAUAUAGAGUAACCGUAUGUUUCAUGUUUUUAGCUGUACUGCAUAAAUUACCUAGUUAUUAGUACCCAACAGUUAACCAGUUCUAACCUCAGUAAUGAUGCGCACAUUAAUCAAAUGUAUUAUAUGUUGGUUCCAGGCUUUUAAGUUGUUGUUUUUUUUUAAAGUGUUUUAUCUUUGUAAAUAAGUAUAAGAGAAAUUAAAUGUAAUUCCACAAGGA
This is a messenger RNA of Oncorhynchus tshawytscha (Chinook salmon), 1628 nucleotides long. Its product is annotated as solute carrier family 25 member 48. Gene Ontology annotation, cellular component: mitochondrion. Gene Ontology annotation, biological process: transmembrane transport. NCBI's taxonomy places the organism in Eukaryota, Metazoa, Chordata, Actinopteri, Salmoniformes, Salmonidae. The coding region runs from base 163 to 1107 and encodes 314 amino acids. The record is from RefSeq and is a predicted model, not a curated record. Gene Ontology annotation, molecular function: transmembrane transporter activity. The transcript has 7 exons.